Molecule: messenger RNA, 1008 nt
Organism: Podarcis muralis (Common wall lizard)
Lineage: Eukaryota; Metazoa; Chordata; Lepidosauria; Squamata; Lacertidae
Source: RefSeq, a predicted model, not a curated record
AUGACGAAUGGUGCAAAAAAGGCGGCGGCAACGCCAGCGGAAAGGAGAGCGUCGAGACAGGAAGACGGCAAAGAAAUGAAAGAGAUUAAAGACUAUAACAGCUUGAUGGCUGAAAUAAGAAAAGAAUUUAAAAACAAUGAACAGUAUAUAGAGAGGAAAUUACUUGAAGUACAAGAGAAUUUGGAUAAGAGGCUGGAGGGGGUGGUUGGGGAAUUGACGGGAAAGGUUAAAGAGCUAUCGGUAAGAACUAAGGCUCUGGAGGAUUCGGUGAAGAGGGUGCAAAAAGAUACAAAAAACAGUAAGAAGGAGGUGGAUAAGAUAAGAAUAGAUGUUAAAGAGAUAGAAAAGGUGCAGGAUGAGUUGUUGGACAAUAUGGCUAUGACCCAGAUGAGGCAAAAUCAAACUAAUUUGAAACUGAGAGGUAUACCAGAGAUCCCAAACGAGGAUAUUAGAUCUAAAGUGACAAAAGAGCUAGCAAGUUGGCUAGAUAAAAAAGAAGACGAAAUAAACUCGUAUUUGGUAAAUAUUUUUCGAAUAAGGUCAAGAGUGGAUAAAGUUAAAAAGAAAAAACUGCCAGGAGAUGUAAUUGUUAUGUUCAACACGAUGGAAAUAAGAAAUGAAAUUUUGAAACAAAACCACAUCAAAAGGUUAUACAUUGGAGGAAACCCAAUUAUUAUCUUUAAAGAAAUUCCUUCGAGAUUUCUUCGGAGAAGAGAUCCAUACAAAAAGCUAACAAUUCAAUUGAAAAAAAUUGGGAUCUUGUAUAGAUGGGAGUUUCCGGAGGGCAUUUCAUUUUAUUUCAAAGAAAAAAGGUUUAAGUUAAGCACCAGUUUAGAGCUUCAGAAAUUUACGAGGAGAUAUGAGAAGAAACUGGGAAAGAUAGACGUAGAGGAGGAAAGGGAAGAUUAUCAGAGAGACGAGGAAGGUGAAGAGAGUGAGGAAGAAGAUAGAGAAGAGAGUACAACAGGAGAAAGGGAAGAAGAAGAGAAGGAGGACGAGGAACAGUAG